AUGAGGCUUCCCGUUCUCUCCAUUGGCCUCCUGGCCCUCCUUACUCCUUUGGCAUCCGCAUGGUCAAAAGAAGAUCGUGAGAUCUUCCGCGUCCGCGACGAGCUUUCCGCCCACGAAGGUCCCGAAAUCUCCUUCUACGACUUUCUGGGAGUCACGCCAUCUGCGAGUCAGGAUGAGAUCAACAAGGCCUAUAAGAAGAGGACAAAACUAUUGCAUCCAGACAAGGUCAAGCAGCAGCUGACUGCCGAGCGUGCGAAGCAAAAGUCCAAGACCGGCAAGAAGAAGCCCGGUGUGACUGUUACCAAGCCUCCCACCCAACCCGAGAUCAAGACAGCCAUUAAAGAGGCUGGCGAGCGCCAGGCGCGUCUCUCCAUCGUUACGAACGUCCUCCGUGGCCCGGGUCGUGCUCGAUACGACCACUUCAUAGCGAACGGCUUCCCCACCUGGAAGGGUACGGAAUACUAUUACAGCCGCUACAGGCCCGGCCUGGGAACUGUUCUGUUUGGCUGUCUGCUUGUGGGAGGGGGCCUCUUUCACUACGUCGCACUGUACAUGAGCUGGAAGAGGCAGCGCGAGUUCGUCGAGCGAUACAUCAAGUUUGCGCGACAUGCUGCUUGGGGCGACAACCUGGGCAUCCCCGGCGUGGAUGCUGCUGCCCCUGCACCUCCGCCUCAUACCCCUCCUGCUGCUGAUGACGACCAGCCUCCGAUGCCGGUGAACCGCAAGCAACGGCGCAUGCAAGAGCAGGAAGCGCGCAAGAAGUCUGCGAAGGACGGCAAACGCAGCAACCGUGGUCGCGGCCGUGCUGGACAGCAAGCAAGCGGAAGUGCUACACCAGUGCCUCAGCCUCAGGGCUCUGGCCCGUCCGGCGCAAAGAAGAGAAUCGUAGCUGAGAACGGAAAGGUACUUGUUGUCGACUCUCUGGGUGAUGUGUAUUUGGAGCAGCAGGAUGCCGAUGGAAACACGGGAGAGUUCCUUCUUGACCCUGACGAGCUGCAAAAGCCUACAAUCAGAGACACCGCGCUCUUCAAGCUGCCUGGAUGGGCCUAUGCUGCUACUGUCGGCAAAGUGCUGGGACAAUCUAAGGCUACCGAUAGCUCUGACGAUGAAGCCGGCGGCAGCGACGAGGAGCUUGUCGACGAUGACGAGGACUCUGACCAGCCGCAGCGCACGCCCUCAACUGACUCGGCUGACGACUUUGAGAUACUUGAGAAGAGUGUCGAAGACCUCCCCAAACCAAAGACCACUGGUAGCCAGGCACAGGACAGUAGUAAAGCGAAGAGACGCAACAAGAAGAGUGAUAUUGUCUCUCCACAGAAGAUGAUGCUUGCGUUAACCGCGAAGCAGACGCACCAAAAGAAACAGCGAGACCCCGGAUACCCCAAGAAGCUCGAAUCAGCCAGCUCUGGAAGUGCAGGUUUUAACAUCCCUAGUAGCUCCCCCUUCGAAGAUGCUUCUUUCACUUCUACCGCAACUGGCAUCGUCCUUCUUGACUGCCUGACGCGCCGAUACGACAGUCUCCACGGCAUCAUGGACUGGCACGAUAGCGCAUGUCGUCGCUUGGAUCUCUAUUCGACUGGCGGAGUCCAAAGUUGUCUACGCUGCGGCUCAUUCGCGGAGUCCACCAAGCUACCCCUCCUGCCGCCCAUCAAGCAACGCUCUGAGAUCCGGUUGUUGCGCAUGUUAUGCGGUGCGUUCGAAGAAGCCAUACGCUGCGUGGUCUCCCCAAGACCUGUCCAUACAAGACCUGACCUCAAGGCCGGAAAAAAAAUCGACGAACGUGGGCAUCAGGUCCAGCUGAUGCCUCAAAUAUAUUCUGGAGCGAAUUGUGUCUUUAUCUAUAUUGAGGAGGCAGCAGACGACAGCGGCUACUUCCUCGAUACCCUAAAUAGUGAUCGGUCUAUAUCGUGGACUUAUCUCAAGGAUUAUAUUGAUCAGAAGUAUCAGGGUGACCCUGCCAAAACUCCGCUACUACUGCGUCUCGAUUUUCACUUCUACGCCGACCCAGAGAGAGCACUGCAUCUGCUUGACCUGGCGCGGGAGAGCAACGCCAACGCUCCUCGCGACAAGGUGUUCGCUGUAAGGGGCCUUGCCAUUGAUCUCUCGCAGAACGGCAUUGUGGCAGACUACAAUCUGCGCGUUGAACAGGUGUACACCCAACUCGCGCUGCAUCUAUCAUCUCGUUAUGGAUGGACUGCAAUACUGCUAAGAGCAGAUACUGAUCACCGGAAGAUUGCGACACUUCCAUCAUGGGUUCCUGACUGGAGCAACUACGUAUACACUAGCCCCGAUGCAAGUAUGUCCGAACAGACGUUUCUCAAAAGAGGUUCCGAGCGAGAAGUCUCGGUCUUCCAUCUUCCAACCGCACGCUAUAACCCAUCCGAACGAUCGCUGACCUUGAGCGUCACGAAACCCGGUUACAUGAAAGAGGAUGAGAUCUUACUUUUCGAUUAUCGCUCGCUCGGCUUCGCCGGGAUCGACAAGUACUUCGCCAUUCCGUAUGAUUGCAUGUCACCCUUCACAUUUCCAUACUCUGUCGCACUCACCAUGUUCAAUCUCCCUAUCACAAUCUUGAGAACCGAAUCUGGCGCCAUCUCGGACACUACUCCUAGUAGUCACCUAGAAAUAACCACCCUACAUAAACAUCGGCCUUGGAGCAAAUAUAAUCUAAUGGCUCUGGUACCCGCGGAUGCCCUUGCGGGAGUCUUCACCCGCAAAAGCUUUCGGGACGUCCUGAUACUGCUGCGCUCUUUGAUCUCCGUACCCAACGACUUGCUGCAGGAUUGGCCGGAGGUGGCCGACUACCUGCAUUUCCGAGAAACCGGGGAGUCGCUUUCGGGAGUCUUAUAUAUCCCUCCCCUUGAGGGCCCGCCCCUAGUCGCUCGUGCAAUAAAGUCUUUAGGGCCUGCUGCGGACGAACUGGAGUCCCUCUGGCUGAACACCAUCGCUCCGGUGCAUGAAGUUGAUUGGAAGAGGGCGGAUGAGUUUCAAAGGCUUAGGGAUUCGGGGGCCGAAGGUCUGCUGCUGGCGUUAAAUGAUGCGCUUUGGAGGAUAUUCGUGAGAUAUUUCCUGCUCCGCGUAGUCGAGGUAAUACUUGUAUAA
Molecule: messenger RNA, 3102 nt
Organism: Anthostomella pinea
Lineage: Eukaryota; Fungi; Ascomycota; Sordariomycetes; Xylariales; Xylariaceae
Source: the annotation of a GenBank genome assembly